AUGGCGAAAGGUCGUCUUUCUGGCUCUGACUCUUCGGACAGUGAUGACGAAGUGAAGUGGCUACAAUCACGUCACAAGCACAGGAAGACCUCGGUUCCGAGUGAUGAGACAACACGUGAUUCAAAGUCAGGUGGAAUUGAGGAGGGUGAAGUAUCUAGUGAUGACCUCGAUGAAGACGAAGAUGAUGGCCUGGAUGACAACUUAAUCGGUGGGGAAGAUGAUAAGCGUCGGUUGGCGAAAAUGAGUGAAAAAGAAAGAGAAGAAGAGCUAUUCAAGAGAGCUGAGAGAAGAGAUGCCAUACGAGCCCGCAAGGCUGUAAAACAAAAGCUAAAAGAAAGACGAGAAAGAGAGAAAGCUCAACAGGUAGCCUCUUUAUCCAAGCAACUUACCGGGGAUUCAAAAUCUAAAAGAUCUGCUUAUCACAACGUAUUUUCAGACAGCGAUGAGGCAGAAAAUAGUGAUUCAAGUGGUCUUGGACCAAAAGGCCUUAGACAACGUAAGAUUGCCCUGGAGAAAAAGAAGGUGGCUCACAGGGAUAAAUUUCAGGAACUCAUCGAGCGUCGCAAACAACAGGCUGCUAAAAAGCGUCGAACUCAUACAUCAGACGAAGUGGAUAUAUCCGCCCAAAAUAGUUCUGGGAGUUCAUCAGAUAGUGAUGAUAAUAGUCCAAAGCCACGUGGCAAAAUUCAGGAGAAACAUCAGUCCAUGUCUCAGCGUGUUUUUUCCUCAGAAGCAUCAGACUCUUCUGAUUCAAGUCGACCUGGUUCGCGUCCUGUAGCUCGACGUUCAAGUUUUUCCAGUUUGUCAGGUUCACAGCGAUCUGGUUCUUCAAGUGAAGAUGACGCUAGAGGCAGAAGUCGUUCACCUGAAGAGGAACUAGUCUCCUCUGUUGAGCAUCUAUCUCGUAUUCGGUUGUCACGUUUUAAAAUGGAAAAGUGGGUUCACAUGCCGUUUUUCGAUAACUUGAUAAAAGGAUGUUUUGUACGUAUCAACAUAGGAUUACAUCAAGGUGUGCCGAUUUAUCGUUGUGCUGAAAUUGUGGAUGUCGUGGAAACUCCUAAAAUAUACGAUCUUGGUGACACUCGAACUAAUAAAGGAAUUGUAGUUCGUGUUGGAAAAGACCAAAGUACAUUUCGUUUGGCGUUCAUUUCAAACUCUGAUUUUCAGCAAGAUGAAUUCGACAGCUGGAUGCGGCGAAUACAUCUUGCGAACAUGAAACCUCCGACUUUGAAUUUUGUCCGAGAUAAAGCUGCUGAAAUUACUGAAGCAAUAAAUCGUCCUAUUCGAGAUGAACGCGUGGUUGAACAGAUCAUACAAUCCAAACGUCGUUUUCAGAAAGCUCCAACAAAUUUUGCUUUACGCAAAGCGGAAUUGAUCAAACAACGAGAGCAAGCAGAAACAGAUGGAGAUACAGAAUUAUUGAAACAUUUAGAUAGUGAAAUAGAAGAAAUUGAAUCUCAAGCUGAACGGAUUGAGAGACGUCGAACUUUAGGUUUUAAAUCAAUUACAUCUAUAAAUCAACGUAAUCGUGCACUUAGUGUACAACAAGCUGAAGAAGCUAUUCGUAAAGAAAGUGAAGAAGCAUUGAAUUCCAAGGAAGAAGAUCCAUUUACACGUGUUCAUUCUCAACCGGUAAUUGUCACAAAGAAAUAUUUGGAAAACUUACGUCAUAAAAGACUUGGAGUAGUAGCUCAAUCAAAUACUUCCUGUGAUUUGAAUCAAAGUUUUCCUCCACCACCAACUCCUGAUUCAGAGCUAAGCGUGCCAUCUAAACAUUCACUGUUGAAUACACCAAUGGGAAGUAAUAGUAUAAUAACUGAAGCACCUGACUCAGUAUGUUGGUCAUUGGGAGAUGAUAAUAGCAACUUAUCCACACCGCAUGAUUCUCUUCAUGCAAUACAUAAUUUUGAAAUAAAUAUUGAUUUGGAUUUGGACGGGAAUAAUGAUCAGGCGAAUUCCAACGGACGCACAGGAUCAACUAAUACUGAUGUACGACAUUCAACUAGUCCUAGAUCACGUGGUACUACAAAUUCUACUCAUGAUUUUACCAAUGGCAGUCCCCAGACACCAAUGAACGGUCCAUUUGGAAAACCAAAUCGUCGAUUGUUAAAUUUACAAGAGUACAAGAAACGUCAUGGAUUAAUUUAAUUCCUAGUUGAUAUGCAAAUAUUAGUACUUUCCUUAUUCAAACAUACUAUCAUUUAUUGCUAUUUUUUUCUAUAUGUGUAUGAUUA
Schistosoma curassoni is the source of this 2234-nucleotide messenger RNA. NCBI's taxonomy places the organism in Eukaryota, Metazoa, Platyhelminthes, Trematoda, Strigeidida, Schistosomatidae. The record is from the annotation of a GenBank genome assembly.